AGUAAAGUGUAUUUCCUCUUUUUUUGUCUAUUUUUCUGUCGUGAUCAUAAAUUUCGCAGUAUACGGUAAAUUUUAGCUAUGAAUGAAUCAAAAUCUAAGAUUCAAUCUUUCUACAAAGACAAGACGAUCUUCAUUACUGGUGCUUCUGGUUUCAUGGGCAAGGUCCUUAUAGAAAAGUUGCUAUACAGCUGUUCUGAUCUCAACAAAAUCUAUAUCUUAAUGCGAGCCAAGAAAGGUUGCAGUUGCGAUGACCGACUUGAAAAUAUAUUCAAAUUACCAAUGUUUCAAAGAAUACGAACUGAAAAGCCUCAAGUUUUGAAGAAAGUAAUACCGUUUAAUGGUGACAUAUGUUUAAAUAACUUGGGUCUUACUGUUAAAGAACGUGAGCAUCUUAUAAGUGAAGUGAACAUAGUAUUUCAUUGCGCCGCGAGUCUUCGAAUGAAUGCAAAAUUGAAAGAUGCUGUCGAAAUGAAUUUGAAAGGUUCAAAAAGGGUACUAAACUUGGGAAAAGAAAUGAAGCAUCUGCAAGCUUUCAUACAUCUAAGCACAGCCUUCUGUCACGUUGAUCAAAAGGAAGUAAGCGAGUGUAUAUAUGACACCUCUAAUGACCCUGAGGAUAUCAUGAGACUCGUUCAAUGCUUAGAUGAAGAUACUAUCGAUCUUAUUACACCAAAAUUAAUACAUCCGCACCCAAAUACUUAUACAUAUUCGAAACAUCUGGCUGAAAAAUUGGUAGCCAAUGAAUUUCCUGAUAUACCUUGUUGCAUUGCUAGACCAUCGAUUGUGUUCCCUUCGUACAAGGAGCCGUUACCAGGAUGGGUCGACAAUUUAAAUGGACCUAUAGGAAUACUUGUCGGUGGAGGCAAGGGUAUUAUCAGAUCGGUGCAUUGCGAAGGCAAUUAUAAUGUCGAAAUUAUACCAGUAGAUCUUGCAAUUAACGAUUUAAUCAUAAUUGCAUACAAAAUUGCCACUAGCCUGAAAAAUUCAGAAGGUAUACUCGUAGUCAAUAUGACAUCGCAAAUCAAUACUUUGCGUAUCACAUGGAGGGAGAUAUUGAAGAAGUAUAAACAAUUUAUUUACGAAUAUCCUUUCGAGAGACAAAUUUGGUAUCCAGCUGGCGACGUACAUAGCAAUAAAAUUCUGCAUAAUAUUAUCGUCUUACUCUUCCAAAUCAUACCCGCAUAUUUGAUUGAUUUUCUGAUGCUGAUACUUGGAUACAAGAGAUUUAUGGUCAGAAUCCAGAAACGAAUUUUAGACGGUAUCGAGGUAUUGCAAUAUUUCAUGACGCGGCAAUGGAUAUUUUAUAAUAAAAAUAUAAUUACUUUGUCCAACGAUAUAACACCAUUAGAUAAAAAAAUAUUUCCAACUAUGAUUUAUAAUGUCGAUGAAAUGGAAUACUUUAAGCAUUUAAUCCUUGGCAUGCGGCAAUACUGUAUGAAAGAAGAUCUAUCUACUUUGCCGAAAGCCCGUCGGCGUCAAAAAAUGAUGUACAUUCUUCAUAUCACGACGAUAUUUUUAUUUCACUUCGGUGUAUUAUAUGUUUUAUUUACAACAAUGUUAAAAUGGUAAGAUUUUUCUUGGACUACGUCACUGAAAAAAUAAAAUCGCUACCGUUUAUAAGCAGAUUCAUAAAGCAUGUUUAAAAGUCUAUUUGAAAAGCAAACUUAUACUGCAUUUUUGUUUAUUGCACUAUACGUAAUUUGUAGAACGUGAAGAUGAGAAGACGAGAAACUAUAGUCUCUUGAUCGUUCAUUGCCCGACAUAUCUCUCUCUAUCUUACGUAUUUAUAUUUUUAAACUACUUACACUUAUGCGCAAGGGAUAUGAAUCGAUUUGGGAUAUGAAUUAUACAGUGAAAGCAAAAUAUGCUAUCUAUCUACUAAUAAUCUACUAAUUAUUAUCAGAAUUACUAUUAGAAAUCUUUUUACAAUUAAUAUAUACUAUUAAUAUUAGCUGUAAUAUGAAGACAAAGAUUAGAUUCUACGCGGACACUUA
Molecule: messenger RNA, 1994 nt
Organism: Camponotus floridanus (Florida carpenter ant)
Lineage: Eukaryota; Metazoa; Arthropoda; Insecta; Hymenoptera; Formicidae
Product: putative fatty acyl-CoA reductase CG5065
Exons: 8
Coding region: 79-1569 (496 amino acids)
Biological process (GO): long-chain fatty-acyl-CoA metabolic process
Cellular component (GO): peroxisome
Molecular function (GO): alcohol-forming very long-chain fatty acyl-CoA reductase (NADP+) activity
Source: RefSeq, a predicted model, not a curated record